CGCCUGCUGCCCCCGCUGCCCUCCCUCAGGACAUGGCGGCUGCAAAGCCCAGCCUGGGCCGGGUCCUCCCUGGGUCGUCCAUCCUCUUCCUGUGUGACAUGCAGGAGAAGUUCCGCCACGUCGCCUACUUCCCCCAGAUCGUCUCUGUGGCCGCCCGCAUGCUCAAGGUGGCCCGACUGCUGGAGGUGCCAACUGUGCUGACGGAGCAGUACCCGCAGGGCCUGGGCCCCACGGUGCCCGAGCUGGGGGCCGCGGGCCUGCAGCCCCUGCCCAAGACCUGCUUCAGCAUGGUGCCCGUGGCGCGGCAGGAGCUGGACGCGCGGCCGCAGCUGCGCUCUGUGCUGCUCUGCGGCGUCGAGACUCAGGCCUGGGGAGGCCCCGGGAGAAGUCCUGAGGAGAGGGAGCGGUUGGCGUGUCCAUUUGCUGCCAAGAGGGCAAAGGAGCAGAGGGAGCAGCGUCCCUCCGGUCUGCCCCGCAAACGGGGGCCCCGGGUGCUUCCUGACACCCUCCUCCCUCUGCAGAUCCAGAAGAUCAUCAAGGAGCCCGCCCCGGACAGCGGGCUGCUCGGCCUCUUCCAAGGCCAGAACCCCCUCCUCCGCUGAACCCCACUCGGCCCGAGGGGAGACCUCCCUCCUGCCUGUCACCCGGCCUCGGGGGAAGCGCUUUCCCCCGUCCUUGGGUCCCUAGAGUGGUGCAGUCCACCGGGAGCGCCGCCCCUCGGGAGGGGAGGCGGGUGCUGCCUUGCUAUUGGGCGGCAGCUCCCGGAAAUGCAAAUGAGCCCCUGGAAGCCGAUGGCCGUUGGCUGGGCUGAGCUGGGGGCGGGGCCCGGCCCCGGGCCCCUUCAAGGGCUGGGAAGGGGCGGGGGAAGGAGUGUCACGGACUGUGUGGGACCUGGGCUCGCGGAAUAAACACCGAUGUGGCUGUGGAC
Molecule: messenger RNA, 928 nt
Organism: Myotis brandtii (Brandt's bat)
Lineage: Eukaryota; Metazoa; Chordata; Mammalia; Chiroptera; Vespertilionidae
Gene: ISOC2
Product: isochorismatase domain containing 2
Exons: 3
Coding region: 33-602 (189 amino acids)
Cellular component (GO): cytoplasm
Source: RefSeq, a predicted model, not a curated record